Molecule: messenger RNA, 417 nt
Organism: Bipolaris victoriae FI3
Lineage: Eukaryota; Fungi; Ascomycota; Dothideomycetes; Pleosporales; Pleosporaceae
Exons: 1
Coding region: 1-417 (138 amino acids)
Source: RefSeq, a predicted model, not a curated record
AUGCGCACGGUCUACCGUAAUGGUGGGGGAAAGGCGCGAGCGAGCAGUCAACCGUCCGACCGAACGACCCACCCUCUAUCUCUCCCAGUUCAUCCAUCAAGGUGCCUCCAGCGCCGCUUCAUCUCGGCCGCAUUCGCAUCUGGCUCCCAGAUCUGCCGGAACAAUUGGUCGUCGGGUCGCGGCAGCAGGUCGACUCGCUCCGGUGCAAGUGGGUGCGUCCUCAAGGCUCGACACAGUUCACGUCGGCAGCCGCUGACCAACCGCACUCUUGGGACUCUGCUCUGCUCUCGGAUCGAGCGUGGGCGGCGUGAUUGGCUGGGCGGGGCUGUGCCGUGGGGAGGGCUGCACUGUCGAGGACCCAUACGGGCGUCAUCGCUGAGGCGUGGGCGGAAGAAGGGCAAUUUCUCUGCAGCGUGA